Molecule: messenger RNA, 1569 nt
Organism: Guillardia theta CCMP2712
Lineage: Eukaryota; Cryptophyceae; Pyrenomonadales; Geminigeraceae
Exons: 9
Coding region: 1-1569 (522 amino acids)
Molecular function (GO): RNA nuclease activity
Source: RefSeq, a predicted model, not a curated record
AUGCUGCUGAAUGCGAAGAUGCCACGAGGGGAUGGCAGAAUGCAAGGCAACCCAGGAAGGGGCUGGCCUAUCCCUUCUGUGUGGGAGAGCAGCGAGGCAAGUGAGCUGGAGCAAGAAGAGGAGAGGUUCUAUCCCAACAGCCGAACAGGAGACUCGAGGACAAAGACAACAAGAGGAGGUCGAGGUGGAGGAUCGCCUCCUCUCACCUUCUCCAACUCAUUUGGGAUCCCCGAGGUUCAGCUUGACCGGCUGCCGUCAUUCAGCUACACCUCCAAGAGCGAGGCUAGCAGCAAGCAGGAGCAGGAGAGUUCGGCAGCGAGUAGAAGGGACUUGGUGUGGGAGGAGGGAGCACGAGGGUAUCUGAUGCCGGUACCGAUCAAGGUUAUGAUCUUCAUCGAUGGGACAUGGCUCUUCUACAGCUUCUUCAGCAGAGGUCAGAGCCGUUGCCCCUUCAUCAAGAAGUUCGGAACCAACUGGAUAGAAGACUUCUCCAUCGACUGGGCGGAGCUCCAGGCCUUCAUCCGAGAGACCUUGCAGCGUCAUCUGCCUGGUCGCUUCGUGGACGUAAUGCGCGUUAUCGUCUUCGGCUCGGUCCGCAGCGGCACCCACCCGUCGAGCCUUCGCGUCCGCAUGUUCCAGGAGAUGGAUAGGAGCAACUUUGAAGUUCACCUGCUCACACACACAGGAGGACAAGAGAAGUGCGUCGACAUCAGUCUCGCGGUGGAUAUGAUGCAUUAUGCUUCACUUCAGGAUGGGUACGAUGCCUGCGUGCUGAUGACAGGCGACAAGGACUUCAUGCCCGCCAUGUCGAGAGUCAAACAGAAAGGGAAAAGAGUUUUUCUUGCAUCGAUGCGCAACAGCUGCAAUCGCGAUCUCCUAGAUCGCAGCUCGCAUGUUUACGACUUCGAGCCGAUCUUCAUCGACGACGCCAUUGACAGGAUCACCGUUCGUCGCAAACAGAAGGACAGCGUGAUUGAGCUAGGUCACAUCCAGCAGAGCUUGUCUCAGCUGGUCGUGAAUUUCCUUGCGGACAACGGGGGGCGGCAGACCAUGCGAGACGUUGGGCGACAUCUGCAAGCCAACACGAUCGACGGGAGCAAUGCGCUCGAGUUGUUGAGGUAUCACUACCAGAAUCUAAGGAGCUUCCUCGACGAGUCGCCAGAGCUGUUCUUCAUCAAUGGGGCUAACCUGGAGUUGCUGGACAAGAACGGCGAUCACGAUCGAUACAACUACAUCUCAGAAGAGGAUAUGGACAAGACGAGCGACAUGGAGGAGAGCAAGAAAACUUCUGUUGACAUGCCAGAGGAGUUUGAGGCCUUCUCCGAGCCUUUCGACAACAAGUUGGAGGCAUACGAGAUUGAGCAGGAGGGGAAGCAACAUGGAGCAUCGUCGAGCGAGAGCUCACUGGACUUCAGUCAGCUGGAAGUGGAGACAGUGAAGGUUGAUCCGCAGCUUCCUGCUCCUGCUCCUGCUCACAAGAGCGAGUCGCUCAAGUUUGUGGUCCAUCCGAGCAUCGUCGGAGACCUCAAGGUCAUUCAGCUCAAGGAGAUUCUCAAGGAGUACAAGUGA